Molecule: messenger RNA, 2811 nt
Organism: Mycena citricolor
Lineage: Eukaryota; Fungi; Basidiomycota; Agaricomycetes; Agaricales; Mycenaceae
Source: the annotation of a GenBank genome assembly
CUACAACCUGUGAAUGCACCCAAGACUUCGAUCCUUGACACAGGCCUGGCACUCGGAAGAUGCUUCGGGGCUCGCACUGGCAGUAUCCCAGUACCUCGAUCUGAGCAGCCCCAGUCGUACAGAAAUCCGCCUGUCCCGCAAUGAAGGAAAAUCUGAGCUUGCGCGAUUGAGAGACGAAAACUGUGCCCUACGCACCCGCAUUGCGGAAUUGGAGAUGGAGAAUGCUCUACUGCGGGACAGCACCACGAUUUCGUGCACGCCGCCUGCAAUGCACGUUCCCAAGUCGCCCGUUUCCCCUGCACCUACCCCUCCCCCUUCAAAACCCCGUGUACUAGCCCCCGACUUGCCCAUUGAAAUCGUGGCGGACAUCAUGGAUCACGUCGGGGACUGGGAACUGGCUCGCGCCGUCGGCGUGCCCACCUCGCUCCCGCGUCCUUCCGCGUGGUCUCUUGCCUCCCCCGUGGAUCUAGCCAUGCUCACGGGCUCUCUGGCGCUCAUCCGAGCCGCGGAUCCUGUGACGCAUCUGCCGACCAUCGGGGCAGACCUCUGCAUACGCUUCGGCUACGUCCAUGUGCUCGAGUACUUCCUGGUCGAGUCGCUUCGCCUGGCGGACAACGCCAUAUUCAAAAAGAUCUACAAAAACGACUGUAUACCGAUCAAAGCCUCGUUGCAUGGGCGCCUCGAGGUGCUGUCCUGGUGGAAACAUGGGAUGGAGCGACAUGCGGAUCUUCUGCCAUCUCCGACAUCUAUCUCACAGGCCCUUCACAACGCAUCGUGUCACGGCAAGGUGCUAGAGUGGUGGGACAGAUCUCGAUUGCCGCUUCAAUACAGGCUUUGUGAUAUCGAAGAAGCCCUCGAGGAUGCAAUUGGAGGAGGCGAAGCUGCUCGUGACUGGUGGCGAAGUAAAGGCGUGAAUUUCAACGCUAACGAUAACGAGUGGAUGAAGCUUCAGAAUCUCAAUUGAGACCUCAUCUUCACCACGCAUGAAUGAAAACUCCCAUACCGAGUCCCCUGCAGCGCUGGCGCGCGGCUUCACUGUCAUGUCGUGAACGGGGUAGAGAGCGAGGAGAUCUUGCUGCGACUGAAAACUCGGUCUGCCGGUGCUGUCUCUGGAACACACCAAUACACUGCCCGGACUGCACUCGGGAUCGGAGGCGCUGUCCAGGAGAACGGUCAUAUGAGUCAGUUUCGGCAUAGCUGUGAGAGGGACAUCUUGGAGCCAAGUAGGGAUCGAGUUUGUGGCGGACAAGUCGGCAGCGUCGUGUAUCCAUAACGAUAUGUGGGUUAUAUGCGAAAAGAAGUGAGUUCCACCCGCAGACAUCUUCAGUGGAUUCCAUCGCGGGUGCUUGCCAGCAAAGACGACACGCCGGCAGAGCCAGUCAUACUGAGGAUCGGCGCCUGGACUCGCGAGGCUGUUAUACAGGAGAUGCAUCGCUCGGAAGUCGAGUCCCAGGCAAUCGAGAUUGCGCAGAACUGAGUACAGAGCGCCGUAGUCCAGAUCAAAGCCCGCAGAGAAGGGGUGCCGCUCCGCGCACUCUGUGCACCAGAACCGACGCACCAGCCGUGGAUACUCGAGCGCCAAGCGGGAAGCCGGCUUCAUUGCGAGUAGUUUUCUCUGCAGCACGAUAGACUCUAUGAACGCAAUGACGUGGUCGGUCGUGCAGAGCACUACCGUGCGUAGGAGAUGCGGCAUCGCGAUAGAGCACAGCAUAGACGAUGUCGAGGCCAGAGAAAUCGCAGUGGCAUACGACGGACGGUGCAACGCAGUGGAACAGUCGGGUGAAGCACCGAUCCGGACGACUUCCAGGAUCAGCUCCAAGGGCAACCUGGCGAAAGGGAAAUUCAUGGAUGGGAGAUGCAAGGGAAAGCGCUCCUUGAACUAGGCGGAUUGAGGUCACCAGGGACACUUUGUGGCUCAAAACGGUAACCGUCGGCCGUCCGUGAGAAGGAGCUGGGCAGCCCAUUGUUUCGGUCUGCGCAAGGAUCCCCGCGUCGGCCAGGCUUUCGUAUUUGAUUCGUACGAAAGCUGCAACUUUUCGGAUGUUACGCGCGGUCCGCGCCACGCCAUCGAGUGCCGCUGAAUGACUGAAGGCCACCACCAGACCUUGAGUUCUGACAUGGGCCCAGAGAGGCUGACGCUGCUACCAGAGUGCAGUCGGAGCAGUUCCUGGUGCAUGCCGGAGGUUAGUUGACCAGAUGAAUGUGCGAUCGGCCGUCGCCUAGUAGUAUCGACCUACGAGCGUGAUUAGGAUAUGCCUGCUCCUACCACAUCGGCCUAGGCACAGCACUCUAGAGGGUAUCGUUAUCAUGGAGCAACGCACCUCGUCGUAUCGACCAGGCACAUCUGGCGGUACCGGCACCAGGUUUGGGGAGACUCCGGGCAUCGCAGACUCCCAGAAAUCACAGAACACCGCUGGGAGAUCUGCGCGUUACGUAUCGCCCGCUCUCUCCCACAGCGUCCCGCGGCUACUCAAGAUGGACUAGGAGCGUAAGAUCACCCCUAUUGCUGGGGGCGAGACGAUUUAGGUGGCUGGGCCCUUGUUAUGGACUCGAUCUGAUCAUUUUCCGCGCUAAAAUAUGUCACUUUGGAAGUUGAAUAACGAUGUCGAGACCAGUAUCUGGAAGAUGUCAAGUCCCGGACUCUGUGGCUUACUCAUCGGGAGCCCGUGUCAAGGACAUCUGUGACUACGCGCGUGCAUGUAACAGGUGAAAAAGCCGAUACCAAGGCGUCCGGGAGAGGCGUGGGAUGUCUUUCCAAGAGAUGACUCGAAUCAACAGACUACGACGAGCAGGACUGUAGCUCAGGUUUCG